AUGGCAGGAGGGGGUGAAAAGACCGCCUUUUCCUUUAAGAAGUGCUCCGCUUUCCAGUUUGUCAAGAGAAAGGUACGAAGAUGGAUGAGGAACCCCAAGGUGAGCGUGGAGAAGGCCCAAGGGAAAGGCCUCCUUUACUCCUGUCCAAGGUGUCCACUGGCUGAGGACCUGUGGUACAUGCACUUCCCCUCGCCUUACGGCUGCUGUCACUACAGCGGCCUGCAGGGUGGUCAGUACUAUCACCAGGAGCCAUGCUCACCAUGCCCUGCCAGCGGGCAAACCAGUAGCCAUGACAAGAGCAAGGGCUGCAAGGUCAGGAAGUGGAAGAUGCUUGCUCGCCAUCAUGGCGACGGCACAGGCAAGCAGAAGGAUGCAGAGUCAGACGUGCACCAGGGGGGUUGUCAGUCCUGGGGGAUCCACGCCUCACCCCUCCUGGCCAGCCCUGUCAUGCUGGAGUGCUCCAUCUGCAGUGGGCCCUACAUCAGCUACACCCUGGAGGAAACGUGGCAGCCACGUCAACGCACACAGGCGAUGGACCUGUACUACCACAAUGAGUCAGACCCAGACAGCUACUGUUGCCCUGGCGACAACAGGCCCAAACGCAAGCAGCCUGUUAAUCCAGAAGGGAAAGAGGGCCAGAUAGGAAAAACACUGAGUGGACCUAUUGUUAGUAUUGCCCCCUCUCUUUCGUCCUCUUUCUCCUGA
Micropterus dolomieu (smallmouth bass) is the source of this 705-nucleotide messenger RNA. RefSeq lists its product as uncharacterized. The record is from RefSeq and is a predicted model, not a curated record. The transcript is spliced from 5 exons. NCBI's taxonomy places the organism in Eukaryota, Metazoa, Chordata, Actinopteri, Centrarchiformes, Centrarchidae. Bases 1 to 705 code for a protein of 234 amino acids.